Gloeophyllum trabeum ATCC 11539 is the source of this 972-nucleotide messenger RNA. Its product is annotated as TPT-domain-containing protein. Gene Ontology annotation, cellular component: Golgi apparatus. Lineage: Eukaryota; Fungi; Basidiomycota; Agaricomycetes; Gloeophyllales; Gloeophyllaceae. The record is from RefSeq and is a predicted model, not a curated record. Bases 1 to 972 code for a protein of 323 amino acids. The transcript is spliced from 4 exons. Gene Ontology annotation, molecular function: antiporter activity.
AUGUAUUUCUGUUUCAACCUUGGCUUGACGCUGUAUAACAAAGGCGUGCUUGUCCGAUUUCCCUUCCCGUACACGCUCACCGCUAUCCAUGCGUUAUGCGGAUCGAUAGGCGGGUACUUUCUCCUGGCAAGGGGGAUGUAUGUCCCUGCGAAGCUAUCGUCGCAAGAUAACGCAGCACUGGUGGCGUUCAGCGUCCUCUACGCCAUGAAUAUCGCAGUUAGCAACGUAUCGUUGCAGCUUGUUACUGUACCCUUCCACCAAGUGGUCCGCGCGUCCACGCCUAUCUUCACAAUCUUCCUUUCAUACCUCUUCUACGGGACGCUGUGCAGUCGAGAGAAGAUGAUUUCGCUUAUACCCGUUAUCGUCGGUGUUGGCUUUGCAACAUACGGCGACUAUUAUUUCACGACCUGGGGUCUGAUCCUAACCCUCUUCGGCACCUUCCUCGCGGCCCUGAAAACGAUCUUCACCAACGUCCUCCAGUCACCUCCCAUCUCGCCACUAUCUCCAUCCACGCCCGCCGCCUCACCACCACCCAAGUUCACGAUGCGGUCUUUCCUCCCACCGCGCUUGCACCUGCACCCGCUCGACCUGCUUACGCGCAUGAGUCCCCUGGCGUUUAUCCAGUGCGUCCUGUAUGCGCAGCUCUCGGGCGAGCUCGACAGGGUGAAGGAGUACAGCGCGCGGGAGAUGACGGGCAUGCGGGCUGCGACGCUGCUUGUGAACGGCGCGAUUGCGUUCGGGUUGAAUAUUGUGAGCUUUACGGCGAACAAGAAGGCGGGGCCGCUGAGCAUGACCGUCGCUGCGAACGUGAAACAGGUGUUGACGAUCGCGCUGGCGAUGUUCAUCUUCCACCUGCCGCCGAGCAUGACGAACACGCUUGGGAUUGUGCUGACGCUCUUGGGCGGGGCGUGGUACGCCGCUACCGGAUACGAGGAGAAGAGGAACCGGGCGCGCGCUGCGGAGAAGUCGUAG